This is a messenger RNA of Rodentolepis nana, 612 nucleotides long. The record is from the annotation of a GenBank genome assembly. NCBI's taxonomy places the organism in Eukaryota, Metazoa, Platyhelminthes, Cestoda, Cyclophyllidea, Hymenolepididae.
AUGAUAGCGGCUCGCGCAACGCACGUAAGAACUCGCCCACCCGAGACGGUGGAAGAGAAGGAGAUAGGCCAAGCAAAAACUGCCAACAACAGUAGGAGUAAAAUAGGGAGAAGGAAACAAAAAAAUUCCAUCAAACUCCACCACAAACCACCAGCAGCAACCAAGUUACUUCGCGUGACAGUCUUCCUUCUGUCCGUUCUGUCCAAACGCUGGACACCUAAUCAGGUGGGUCUUCUCCAUUUCCUCCUGACUGGACACCGAAUCAGGUGCGUCGUUGUCUUUAGGGCUGGACACCGAAUCAGGUGGGUCUAUAGUAGCUGUCUUCUUGCUUCCCAGUAUCUCUGGCUUUCCGUAGCUGUCUUCUUGCUUCCCAGGCUGGACACCGAAUCAGGUGGGUCUUCUCGCUUGUCUCUAGGGCUGGACACCGAAUCAGGUGGGUCUUCUCCGUCUGAACACCGAAUCAGAGAAUCAGAUGGGUCUUCUCCAUUUCCUCCUGUAGGUUUCACAUCAGGUGGGUCUUCUCCAUUUCCUCCUGUAGGUUACAGAUCAGAUGGGUCUUCUCCAUUUCCUCAUGUUACAGAUCAGAUGGGUCUUCUCCAUUUCCUCAUGUAG